Durio zibethinus is the source of this 3239-nucleotide messenger RNA. The record is from RefSeq and is a predicted model, not a curated record. Lineage: Eukaryota; Viridiplantae; Streptophyta; Magnoliopsida; Malvales; Malvaceae.
UAAACGCGUGAAGCCAAACAUCAAAUUACAGCGGACAGGAAAAAGACUCCCCAAUCCUCAAGAGCUCACUAACGUUAUUGUCUUUUUCCCCAGAUUCCCUCCGCUUUUCCUCUCCCCUCCCCUUAUAUUGAAAGCUUCUGUCUUUUUUUUUUCUUUCCUUCAAUAACUAAACUUUCAUUUAACUCCUGCUUCUUUAAAAUAACAUCAACAGUAACACAGUGUAAUUAAUAUUGUUGGGUCAAUGAGAGGCAGUUCUUUACCGACGCACGAGAGGCGGUGGGCCUCAGACACUAUUCCCGCCAAAACCAUCCUCAGUUCAACGACGUCGCCGGGGACUGAGUCCAACUCGGCCGAGGAGUUCGUCGAGGUCACUCUCGAUCUCCAAGACGAUGACACCAUCAUACUCCGAAGCGUCGAGCCGGCCACUGUCAUCAGUGUAGAUGACGGAGCGGAUACUCCGGCCUCUGGCUCACGAUCGCCGGCGAUCAAGCGAAGCUCAUCCAAUAGAUUGAGACAGUUUUCACAAGAACUAAAAGCGGAAGCCGUAGCCAAAGCCAAGCAGUUCUCACAAGAGCUAAAAGCUGAACUACUCAAGUUCUCAUGGGGCCACGGACACGCAGCUCAAACUAUAACCGGAUUAGACUCGGUUUUAGCCGCUCGAGCUCUUAGAAAGCAGCGAGCUCAACUCGACCGGAAUCGCUCCGGGGCUCAAAAAGCACUUCGAGGAUUAAGAUUUAUACGUAACAAUAAAGCCAAUGCAUGGGAAGAAGUUGAAAACAAUUUCAACAAACUCGCCAGAGACGGCUUUCUCUUCCGCUUCGAUUUCGCACAAUGCAUAGGAAUGAAGGACUCGAAGGAAUUUGCGUUGGAGAUGUUCGAUGCAUUGAGUAGACGAAGGAGAUUACAAGUUGAAAAAAUUAGCAAAGAUGAGCUUUAUGAAUAUUGGUCUCAAAUCACCGAUCAAAGUUUUGAUUCUCGCCUUCAGAUUUUCUUCGACAUGGUGGACAAGAAUGAAGACGGUAGAAUUACCGAGGCUGAAGUAAAAGAGAUUAUCGUGCUAAGUGCUUCAGCAAACAAGCUAUCGAGAUUGAAGGAGCAGGCGGAAGAAUAUGCAGCUCUGAUCAUGGAAGAGUUGGACCCUGAAAGACUUGGAUACAUUGAGCUGUGGCAAUUGGAGACACUUCUCUUGCAAAAGGACACGUAUCUGAGCUACAGUCAAGCCCUAAGCUACACAAGCCAAGCCCUUAGCCAAAACUUACAAGGAUUAAGAAAGAAGAGCAGAAUCAGAAGGAUGAGCGCUAAACUUCUGUACUAUUUGGGAGAAAAUUGGAAGAGGUUAUGGGUCGUGUCAUUGUGGAUUUUGAUUAUGAUAGGGCUCUUUACUUGGAAGUUCUUUCAAUACAAACAGAAGAAUGCUUUUAAGGUUAUGCGUUAUUGUCUCCUCACUGCCAAGGGAGCAGCCGAGACCUUGAAGUUUAACAUGGCUCUUAUCCUCUUGCCCGUGUGCAGAAACACCAUUACUUGGCUCAGGUCCACCAAGCUGAAUCUUUUUGUUCCUUUUGACGACAAUAUCAACUUUCACAAGGCUAUAGCUGCAGCGAUUGUUAUUGGAGUCAUUCUCCAUGCUGUUAACCAUCUUGCCUGCGAUUUUCCGAGGCUUCUCAAGUCUUCUACUCAAGACUAUGGUGAUUUUCUAAUCCAAGACUUUGGAAGUCAUAAACCAACGUACAUAGACCUGGUAAAAGGGGCUGAAGGAGUGACAGGAAUUCUAAUGAUUAUCUGCAUGGCAAUUGCAUUUACACUGGCAACAAGAUGGUUUCGGCGGAACCUGAUUAAGCUGCCCAAGCCCUUUGAUAGAAUCACUGGCUUCAAUGCCUUCUGGUACUCACAUCACCUGUUCGUCAUCGUCUACGUCUUGCUCAUCAUCCAUGGUGUAUUCCUUUAUCUCGAGCACAUAUGGUACCGAAAGACGACUUGGAUGUACCUAGCUGUUCCAGCUUUGUUAUAUGCUGGAGAAAGGACACUGAGAUUUUUCCGAUCUGGUUUCUAUACCGUCCGGCUCUUGAAGGUUGCAAUUUAUCCCGGGGGUGUUCUUACAUUACAAAUAUCUAAGCCGCCUCAAUUUCGGUACAAGAGUGGACAGUACAUGUUUGUCCAGUGCCCUGCUGUCUCCCCCUUUGAGUGGCAUCCAUUUUCCAUCACCUCUGCUCCCGGUGAUUCCUACCUUAGUGUUCAUAUCCGACAGCUAGGUGACUGGACCCAAGAGCUCAAACGGCUAUUCUCAGAUGUUUGUGAACCUCCUGUAGCUGGGAAAAGUGGCCUUCUCAGGGCUGAUGAGACAACUAAGAAAAGUUUGCCAAAGCUCUUAAUAGAUGGGCCAUAUGGUGCCCCGGCACAAGACUAUCGGAAGUACGAUGUCUUGUUACUUGUAGGCCUUGGAAUUGGUGCAACACCAUUUAUCAGCAUCUUAAAAGAUCUGCUUUACAACAUUGUCAAAAUGGAGGAGCAGGCAGAUUCGGUCUCAGAUACCAGCUGGACAUCAGACCUAAGUACUGGGAGCAAUGAUUCAACCACUCACAACAGAGUUUCACCGAAACGGAAGAAAACUCUUAAGACGACCAAUGCUUACUUUUAUUGGGUAACCAGGGAGCAAGGUUCAUUUGAUUGGUUCAAAGGAGUCAUGAAUGAAGUUGCAGAACUUGAUAAAAGGGGUGUCAUUGAAAUGCACAACUAUUUGACUAGCGUGUACGAGGAAGGAGACGCACGUUCAGCUCUUAUCACCAUGGUCCAAGCACUAAAUCAUGCCAAGAAUGGAGUUGACAUCGUUUCCGGCACCAGGGUGCGGACCCAUUUUGCAAGGCCUAAAUGGAAGAACGUCCUCUCUAAACUAAGUUCCAAGCACUGCAAUGCAAGGAUAGGUGAGCCCCAAUUCUAUAAAAGCAAAUUAAAAUGGCAAUCUUCUCUGUCUUCUUAUAUUGUUGGUGGUGGUGGUUUUAUUGUGGUGGAGCAGGAGUCUUUUACUGCGGUGCUCCGGUUUUGGCUAAAGAACUUAGCAAACUCUGCUACGAGUUCAACCAAAAAGGUUCCACUAAAUUUGAAUUCCACAAGGAGCAUUUUUAAAAAAGAAUGAUCAUGGGAGUAAAUAGAAAUAAGAAAUUUUGCAGUAAGCCAAGAUAGGAGUCGUUACUGUACAGUUACAAUAGAAAAGGAGAGAAAAAAAAAAAAAGAAGAAAAAAAUU